AAAUAUAUCCAAGCAUCAAGGCAACAAUAAUAUUAAAAGUGAUAAAUUUGGAUAUCUUUAUAAGCAAAUAAAUAAGGAGAGUAAUGCUAAUAACAGUGAUAAUAUUGAUGAGAAAGGUUAA
Dentiscutata erythropus is the source of this 121-nucleotide messenger RNA. The record is from the annotation of a GenBank genome assembly. NCBI's taxonomy places the organism in Eukaryota, Fungi, Glomeromycota, Glomeromycetes, Diversisporales, Gigasporaceae.